AAUUAAACUUACUUAUUUAUGGCGGUAUAGCCGGCCUUCUUAUUUCUCAAGUCUCAACCCACCCAUCAACGGAAGUCCCCCUCUCCGUACCUUUCCGCGCCUAAGCGUCCAGUGUCUGUUAAGAUAUGAAGAGUCAUGACGAGAACAUUGCUUCAACAGCAACCGAUUCAGCCAAAACAAUGCUCCAACCUCGCCCUUCUCUGAAAACCCAUCAUCUUUUUAAUAACUAUGGAUCAUGGAAACACAAGUUGAGAGAAAGUUGUUUGAAAAGGGUCAGAGAAGAUAGAAACCACCUGCUUUGGAAAAUGAGAGGGACGCCUUCUUCUCACCAUGUAGAUUUGAAUUCUGAGGGUUUGAGUUUGAUCCCUGCUUUUCAGAAUAUAGUUUCGGAUGAAUUGAAAAAAUUGAAGGACUCUUCAUCAGAUAACAAUAUAAAAAAGUCAACCUCUAAAUGUGACAUGGAUGAUACGUUGUGGGAAUAUGAUGGUCUUCAUGAGGCUUAUCAAGGUGAUUGUGAAGAAAUACUACUAGAGAUGCAAAGAAUCUUUUACGAGGAUCUCAAGGAAGAACCAGUUGGGAAAGAACUGGAAAACUAUGUUGAAGUUUGGGAAGAAGAAGAAGAUGAAUACUUGGCACGUGCAGUUUAUGAGCAUAUGCAACUGAACGAGAAACAGGUGCACGAAACUAUUUGGUGCCCAAUAUGUAAGCAAGGAGAACUGCGAGAGAAUAGUCAUCUUAUAUACUGCACUUUAUGUGAUCUACAGCUGAAGAAAGGCGAGGAGGUUAAUUUGGAGCUACUAAGAGCCAGGCUAGCAGAUGUACAUGCUGAACAUCUUGAUCACGGUUGUAUACUGAGGCCUAGUUUUUGCAUUAUAACCAGGUUUGAUAUAACUGCAUUGUACAUUGUUUGUACGGGGUGCAACACUUUCGAGAUAGUAAUAUAGCCAUUUCCUUUUUAUACGAUGUAUUCUCUCACAUUUUGAUAGGUAUAGAUACAAACUAACUAUUUUCUUCCAAUUAUUCUACUGGUGUCUAUAACCUCAUGGUCACGUAGGUAUCAAAACACAGAAAGCAUUGGACUUAACAUACAAUUGAAAGAGACAUCUGUUUAUUUA
Molecule: messenger RNA, 1115 nt
Organism: Cannabis sativa
Lineage: Eukaryota; Viridiplantae; Streptophyta; Magnoliopsida; Rosales; Cannabaceae
Exons: 7
Coding region: 126-944 (272 amino acids)
Biological process (GO): protein import into nucleus
Cellular component (GO): nucleus
Source: RefSeq, a predicted model, not a curated record